UUAUACAGACGAAGUUUUCUGUCACUAAUAAGUUGAUCUAACAAUUAAUUAACUAAUUUUGUAUAAACCUACGAUAGAUAUGAUAAUAUUUAAUAAUUUGGAAAAACUGAGCAAAUGGAACUCGAGAAUAAAAGUUUUAAAAUUUGCUCAAAGAAGGCUAGCCUCAAGCAAAAUUAAUAGCAACGUAAACCUUCAAAUGUAUACAGCUCAGCAACAACUUACAAUAAUAAACACUCUGCAUAACUGUGUUAUAAAUAAUAUCACCAGGACGUAUUUAAACGAGAAGAGAUUACAAAGUCUCAAGCCUUUGUUUGAAGGGACCCCAGUACCGACAAACCUAGAAGCCUUGUUGAAUGUCAGUGGUCUCGGCCCAAAGCUGCUGCACAAGAUUUGUGACAGUAUACUCAGGGAUUCAACCACUGAUGUGUCAGAAGAAGGAAAAGACAGAUCCGAAGACUCUAGCAAACAAAUUCAGAAACUCAGGCUGCCAGCUGGUUUAGUUACUCCUUCAUUUAUAUCACAGGUUGGUGUGGACAGUGUGGUCAGUAUCAAGUUAGGCAUCAGCACCAUCAGCUGGGCUCGGCUGAGGGUUGGCGAUGGUCAGCUAGACUCAUGGGACCUUGUGGACAUCUCUGAGUGGGCUGAGAAGAAAUAUGACGUUCACUCCAUCUACGACUUGGUGAUGGAUAUUCGUGGGGACAUCCCUGAUGGAGAUCUUUACGUCUUAGAAAACAGCAACUGGAGUAAUGUUGCUAAUGUGAAAAAGCCAAUGAAAUUCCACAUACAAGAGGCCAUGCUUACUACAGCUAUUUGUUCUGUCUUUAAUCUUAUCGAUUCAGGAAAAGAGCCGAACACAGCAAUGCCCAACCGAGUGUAUUUCCUGAGAUCGUACACACCGUUUAGAUUGUUCAGCAAAGUGAUCGGCUCCGAGAGAGUUAGUGCUGAAGACAUUGUUUUGAACAUGAUUGCUGGAGAAGCUGAUGAACGAUUUAGGCAGAUCAGUUUUGUCAAUGGAACUUCCGACAAGUUCUUGAGUUACAACGGUUCCAUGAGAGACAGUAUGUGCCAAUCCUUGUUGCUGGUCGUUAGUUUUGCCGAACUUAUCAUGUUCAAAAACCCAACUGGUCUUAGUAUGAUUUCAAAGCCGAUAAAAAAGAAGGAGAAUAAAGAAUAAUGACUAAAGAGGGUGAACUCCCGAGUCGAGUUAAAUAAGCAUCCCUUUGGAAGACAGAUUGGCUGGACCAGCGUAAGGCUUAAGAAGGACUAGUGUUGGUGUCGCUCCAGUUUUACCUUUCAAGUUUAAACCUUAUGCUUAUGGCAUGAAGGUAUUUGAUAUACUUUGUGUGAGCUUUCAGGACAGUGUA
Molecule: messenger RNA, 1364 nt
Organism: Macrosteles quadrilineatus (aster leafhopper)
Lineage: Eukaryota; Metazoa; Arthropoda; Insecta; Hemiptera; Cicadellidae
Product: transcription elongation factor, mitochondrial
Exons: 6
Coding region: 80-1174 (364 amino acids)
Biological process (GO): transcription elongation by mitochondrial RNA polymerase; mitochondrial transcription
Cellular component (GO): mitochondrial nucleoid
Molecular function (GO): DNA polymerase processivity factor activity
Source: RefSeq, a predicted model, not a curated record